This is a messenger RNA of Aedes albopictus (Asian tiger mosquito), 1509 nucleotides long. RefSeq lists its product as uncharacterized. The record is from RefSeq and is a predicted model, not a curated record. The coding region runs from base 146 to 1069 and encodes 307 amino acids. NCBI's taxonomy places the organism in Eukaryota, Metazoa, Arthropoda, Insecta, Diptera, Culicidae. The transcript has 5 exons.
AGAAAUGCUGGAAGUGGGUCAUCAUAUAUAAAGACAAGUUCAAGGCAAAUACGGUUUCAGAUAUUUCUUAUUAGCCGAGUGGAUAACAGGUACCUGUGCAUCGUAUCAAUUUAAAGAAAUUGUAGGAUACUAUUAGUAAAACAGAAUGUCAUCCCAAAAGGCAGCUGGUUGGACUUUAGUGUCAAUUCUAAUUUGCAAUUUUGUUUUGAUACAUGCUUAUCCACAAAAUCACCCCUCACAUACCCAAAUCCAGCCCCACCAACAACAACCAUCAUACUACACUAACCCGCAACUGAACAGGAAAUUCGCAGAAAAACCAAAUGCCAUCAAGAAAGUAGCCCUGGACGACAUUGACGACAUCCAAACGAACCAGAUUCAGGAUGGCGGAUUCUCGUGGUCCAACAUGCUGGGAAUGCUCAUGCAAAUGGUGUUCAACAACAACAACAACGCCCCUACCAAGUCCGAUGAUAUUGAUAACGGUGGUAGCUUUGCCCAAUCGCCUUGGGCGAAUGUGAUUUCAGUUGGACUUAAGAUUAUCACUGCAUUGCUUGGCGGAGGUGCCAACGACGGUAUCGAUAAGGUGGACAACGGUGGAUCGCCAAUGCAGAAUGUGCUCGCAGCUGUAUUCACAGCCAUGUUCGGCGCAAAGGACCCUGAUCAAGUGAACACUAUGGCAAAACAAGCUGGUGAGUUCAUCAACAUCGUAGUCAACUUGCUUGAUGCUCUGAAGACGUCGUUCUCGCACCGUUCUAUGUCGGCAAGAAGUUUGGGCAAGAAAGACUCGUUCAGCGACGCAGCCGUUGCCGGAAUCACCGUUAUGAAGACUUACGCAAGGGCUUAUCACAACUCGGAAGAUAAAUGCCUGCUGAAGUACAUUUGCGAGGCGAACAAUGACUGCAUGAACUCAAUUGGAGGAUCCAGCAUUUUCUGCCAAGUUGGAAACUACGCCACCAGCUACAUCCUUGAACGGCAAACCUCCAAGUCGUUUGAAACUCUAUAUGAAGCAGGACGAAAUGGCCGAUUAGGUUUGGACUGUCGGCAGCUUUAUCUGGAGUGCAACGAAGUUUAGAUCCUCACCGUACACAUCAGAACUGUAGAAUGAAAUCUCAAUAACUGGCAUAUCAACAAUCUUACAAAUCAUGUGCCCUUAGCAUUGAUCUGAAAUCAUCAAAAGUGAAAAAAGAGCGCAUUUUACCAUCAUCGAGAUACGUUACCGUUUCGAUAAAAUAGAGGCCUUCUAAAAAAGAGUAAGGUCCGCAACGGCAUAAGUACAUCGAGCAUGAAGCAAAAAUUCCGAUACAUUUCGUAUGCGGACCAUGUGAUUCCGUCCAACAUCAGUUUUGAGUUUCAGAUAGCAUUUAUUACAUUUUCUGUCUAUGAUUUACUGUGCACCAAAGCAACUCUUUCCACACUUUUGCCGCAAACCACGUUUUCGCAAACUUCCGAAAAUGAUUUUUUUUUCUGAAUCGCAGAUAAUUGCUGAAUUGUGAAGCGGUAAAUUUGAUUCAA